This is a messenger RNA of Caenorhabditis elegans, 693 nucleotides long. The record is from the annotation of a RefSeq genome assembly. Lineage: Eukaryota; Metazoa; Nematoda; Chromadorea; Rhabditida; Rhabditidae.
GCUUAUCAUAGUAUAGUAUCCAUAUUUGAGAAUCGAUUCUACAUUAUUUGCACAACUUCCUAUAACACACGAUGGACAUUCUGGAGGAAAUUAUGCCUCGCGGCACACUAUAUCGUUGUAAUUAUUCUAUUGGUCCCAGUGGAUCUUUUUGUUCCAGAUCAGGAAAUCGCUCUUCAGCAUUUGUUUGAGAAACUUCCCUGCCUACCUGACUACAUCUACCAUGCUCCGGUAUUUGUGUUAUGUCAGAACAUAACUUAUACUUUUAUCGGAGCAUUCUCUGCGAUGUCAGUUAUUUGUUGGGAAAUGAUUGGCUUCGGUGUUCUUCUAAUUUGGAACAUACUCCAACAAUUUCGACACCAGAAAAUAUCAUAGGCAACUUUUCAACUUCAAAAGCGAUUCUGCAUUUCUCUGGUGAUGCAGAUGGAAAUCCCAUUGACUUGCUUCGUAUGCCCGUUGAUUUAUACAGCGGCGUCAACAUUGAUUAAAUAUCACAAUCAGGCAGCAAUGAACAUUAUGCUGACUAUUGCUUCAUUUCAUGGAUUUGUAUCAACAAAUGCACUGCUUCUGCUUCAUGCCCUUUAUCGGAAUGCUGUCAGAAAGAUUUUCUAUGAACCUUCAAAAAUAUCAACAUCGCAUUAUCAUUCUACUCGUUUGCAUUUGCAAAGAAAUUCUAUUGGAGUGAUACAAUGCUGA